AUGGCCAGACUGGUUGGUUUCGACUUCAAAGGUCAGCAGAAAAUUGAGGAAAUUGAAAGUCUUCCCAUUGCUGAGGUUGAACACCUUGUCCCACUUCAGGGAAAUCAGGUUAUUAAAGCCCAGAUCAAGGAAUUAGCAAUUCCCCAAUAUAAGCUUGUUGUGACUGUUCACAUUGGACAACAGAAUGGCCAGAGCAUACUUAUUGGAAGCAGAUGCCUUUGGAAUCCUGAAAGUGAUACAAUUUCAUCUGUUUUCAGAGAUUAUUCUCUCUUUGCUCUUGCAAAUGUCUAUGCAGUUUACUUUGAGUGA
Messenger RNA from Jaculus jaculus (lesser Egyptian jerboa), 309 nucleotides. It is a transcript of the gene Dynlt5, whose product is annotated as dynein light chain Tctex-type family member 5. Gene Ontology annotation, biological process: microtubule-based movement. The record is from RefSeq and is a predicted model, not a curated record. Gene Ontology annotation, cellular component: cytoplasm; cytoplasmic dynein complex. Gene Ontology annotation, molecular function: dynein intermediate chain binding. NCBI's taxonomy places the organism in Eukaryota, Metazoa, Chordata, Mammalia, Rodentia, Dipodidae.